AACAUAAGUCAACAUUUUUUGAUAUUCGUCAUUUAAAGUCAAGAAGAAAGUUUCAAUCUGAAAAACAUAAAAUAAACUUUUUGAUGAUUCGGAGAUAAAUGGGAUCGAAUAAAAUUGUCCCCAACUCAAGUAUUUGGAAACAUGAACACGGACCCUUGGCGUAUCAAUAAAGAACCAAAUAAAACAAUUAACUCAUUAUCUUCAAAUUCAUUAUCAUUAGAAUUCGAAGACAAUUUUACCCCAAGUGAAGAAUUUCAGAUUGAAUGCACAAAUAUUCUUCCAGACUCGAAAAAAUAUUUAGAAUCGUUAGAGAAAAAGUUAAAAAAAUUAAGAAGUGAUCCAAGGAUUUUAGAGCAAUUAGCUCAAAAAAGAGAGGAGUGUUUAAAUAAUUUAAUAAACAACUCUUUGAAUUUAGAUAGUAAUGUAGAGUUUGAUACCCCAAUUGGAGGAGAUUCUGCUGUUUAUGAUAUUUAUCGUCAUUUAUACCCCACACAACCUAUUACAAUUGGUGAAACAGUUCACAUUUUAAAAUACGAUCAAUUGCAAGAAGAAAAAAACGCAGAUAUUGACGUUGAAAACUCUAGUGAAACUGCGAGCAGAUAA
This is a messenger RNA of Condylostylus longicornis, 603 nucleotides long. RefSeq lists its product as uncharacterized. The record is from RefSeq and is a predicted model, not a curated record. Lineage: Eukaryota; Metazoa; Arthropoda; Insecta; Diptera; Dolichopodidae. Gene Ontology annotation, biological process: cilium organization. Bases 142 to 603 code for a protein of 153 amino acids. The transcript is spliced from 2 exons.